CUCGAAAAGUCAUUGCUCUUUAAAGAAGUAAAAAGGUAAAAAUGUGUUUUUUUAACAUGUGUAUGUAUUGAUAUGUAUGUCGUCGUCAUCAAAAGCAAAAGUAUUUUAACGGUGCAAAACAUGAGUUUAGGUUAGAACUGCAUGUGUCGGUAUUGAUAUUCUUUGUAAAUAUAUGUGUAAAAAUCUUUGAAAAAGAUGUUAACAACUGAUGAUUUUAUGUUGGAUGAAUAUAUAUUCAAAAGAUCUCCAGAAUCAUGCAGCGAUCAUUCUUAUUCCACAGAUUAUAUGGAUGUUACUUCAGACGAGGACUUCUUGACUCAGUUAUCAUCAGAUUUAGACAUUCCGCUUUUGUUAAACCAAGGUGAAGAUGAAUAUAGCAUGUUAAAUUCUUUGUUGUUUGACAAAAGCCCGGAUGAAAUCUUAUCAGAAACAGCUUCUCCUCCUUAUAUUAGAGAUGAAGACAUUACAAAUGAAAUUUCAGUACUUCACAAAAUAGAUUUUACGAAAUGUGGGCCGGAAUCUUAUCCUAAUCUUCAAUCUGAGGUUAAAAAUGAACCUUCUGAAGGCUCUAUUUCGCCUCGUUCAAGUAAAUCUGCUUCUCCAGUAUAUAACACUGAUAAAUAUAUUAAAGAGGAGAUAGUUUUAAAGUCCCCACCUGCUUCUCCAAUUAUAAUAAAUACUGUAAAUGAACUACCUAAUAAUAUAAUUUAUGCACAGCCAGUUAAAAUAUUACCUUCAACACAAAAUUUACCUCAAAAACAUGUACCUAUAGUACCAAAAACCCCUUACAAUUUACCAGUUAAUAAUAAAAAUAAGGUUGUUGUUUUGAACAGAGACCUGAACCCUGUUGUUACCCAAUCCCCCAAUGUUGUACUUGUUGAUAGUGUCAAUGUAACUACAGUACCUUCUAUUUCUGUGCCUAAUGUGCCAGUUACUAGUGUCUCUAGUUUUUCAAAGUCUGUGACUGUGCCUUCAGUAGUUAUAAAUACAAAGAGUGGGUUUACUUUAAAUGGCAGAAACAUUGAUCCUAAAAUUCUGAAGAGGCAACAAAGGAAGAUCAAAAAUAGAGAAUCUGCUAGUUUGUCUAGGAAAAAGAAGAAAGAUUAUGUUACUUCUUUGGAAGAACAAGUUAGGGAGUUGAGUAGUUUAAAUAAGAGAUUACAAGGUGAGAAUGCUCAGCUAAAAGAAAAACUAGCUCAUUAUGAAGCAAAUCCCAUCAACCAUAGUGGAAAUAAAUCUUUAAAACCCAGCAUAUUUUUGUGCAUAUGCUUGUUAGUCGUAGGCGUAAAUUUAAAUAUAGUUAGGAACCCUUUUAGUAUAAAGUCACAAGUAGAUAUUCAAUCAGUACCAAUAUUAAAUAGCCAUCAUGGUCGCGGUUUACUGUGGGCAGCAGAUGAUGGUGAUGUAAAAGAAAACAAAACAUCUGCUUUUUCUACAUUUUUCAUGUGUCCAGCCGCUAUUAAUCAAACAGAAAGCGCUAGAUUAGUAUUAGAACUAGAAAGGUGGAUAGGAAAACCUGCAAGUCCUUCAAAAAAUAUUAGCAUAGAUAGUAACAAAACUGAUAACAUAAAGAAAAUCCGUCCCAGGAAAAAGAAAUAUAGACUCGAAAAUUCUCUAACAUCAUAUAAAAGAUACAGAUACAGAGAUUCCCGAGAAGUGGAGUCAGCUCCCAACAAUGAACUGCAAGUGUUUUCGGGACCACCAGAACACAUGUACUCCGAAUUCUUUGAGGCAAUAAAUAGACAAGACGACACUUUUUAUGUCGUGUCCUUCACAGAUCAACAUAUGUUGCUGCCUGCUUUGCACCACAACAAAACGAUGAGACCGAAAAUGUCUCUAAUUAUGCCUUCUAUCAUGCCAAAUGAAACACUUUCGAAAACAUCUCUAAUCUCCCUUAUGAAGAUCGAUUGCGAAGUAUUAGACACGACCUUGAUUCACGUCAAGCAUGGCUCGAUACCUCAACAUUUCAGGAUGUACAGUAAUGACACAAAGAAAGAACCUUCAGAAUCGGAGGUGGGUGAAAACGCCACGAAACCGAAUUACUACAAGAAUAAUUAUAAGCCCUACUUCAUGAAACCGCACGAUAGGUUUUUUAAAUUAAAUUGAAAUUCCAUUUAUAUUGGAUUUAAGUUGGAAAUUUAACUAUUGGUUGCCGCAAUGGUACAAUAAUUAUAUUUUAUUUGGUCCUGCUCUUCGAUCAUAUAAACACUAGAUAUCGUGUACUAUACCAAAUGUUUUGUCCCAUCUUAAGCAUAGGCGGGUAAAAUAGGGUCGAAAAACAUUUUAUUAAUGAAAAUUGUUGAAUAAAAAUUAAACGUUGCAUGUAUGUAAACUUUAACAUGUAAAAAUAACAAAGACAACAAAUGCAUUACUAGUAUAUAAAAAAAAUUGUAUACUGCAAUCAGAAUCGUUUUAAAUUGGUAUAGGACGGCAAUAAUCGUAUGCACUAUGUAGAAUAUAUAACCAGGUUGAAGGUGAUUAAUUUUAUUAUGAUGCAAGUUUAUAAUUCGGCAUUUAAAGCAGGAGGUAUAUUAAUAGAAAGACGCGUAGCAUAACAACAACAAACAAAUGGCACAUCAAUCUUUAUAGAUGAAGGCAGUGAGUGGUAAUCUUAAAAAAAACAUCAUCUAUGUGCUAUUCAAUUUUUAUUUGGAAAUUUGUCAUUUUACUUUGUAUAUUAAUUUUUUUAGAGGUUUUGUGCUAUGACAUUUUAUAUAAAUUAAGCAAUGUUGUCAAAUUAUCUGAUGCGAAAAAAUCUUGAUCCAUUAUAAUCAUAAAUGUCAUUAGAUUGAUUACAAAAAUCAUCUUACUGAUAAGUAAAUCUUUUUACCUCUGUUUUAAUUUUUGACGAUUACUCUGAAUCUGAUUCAUGUAGUUACCCAUCGAAGAAGCUGGGUUCUAUUCUGAUAGAUCCAAGUUUCAUUGAGGUACCCAAAUGUUACAGUUUGUUUUUAAAUUUGCAACAAACUGCUAAAAAAUGUAAUUGUAGCUGCUCUAAUGUUUUUCUUCGCAGGUUCAUCCUCUGUUUUAUAUUUAUACUCCAUAUGUUUAAUAAUUGUAUGUAAAAUUCGACUGGCUUUAAGUAUUCAUUUUUAGAAUGCAUAUGCGUUUUCUUAAUUCUCAAAAUGUAUUAAGAAAAUAAAUCCUUUCGAUUGUGGUUAAGGUUUCGCAUUUCUAUUCCUCCUUUACGAAUUAUACAUUUGUGAAAUGGUUAACUUAUGAUUCCUUUUUAUCUUGUUUGAUAUUCUAAGGGUGUGUACAUGCCUAAGAUGCCUUGAUGACCGAUGAUUAAUGAUAGAUUAUUGGUGUACAAGCCGAAGAUAUCUUCCUCUAUAAGUGAUGAUAGAUGCUUCAAGCAGUGUUGCCAGGUGUGCGAUAAUGAUCGUUUUAUACGAUAAUUUUAGUGUUCUAUACAAUGUACGAUAAAACCAAAAUGUACGAUAAUUUCACCAUAUGACUCAAACGUUCUCUUUCAAAACAACUCUGUAAAAUUGUAUGCUUCACAAAAUACAUUAAUCUUUUUGCUCCAUAACCACAACUACUAAAUUGAAUGGAAACCGAAAUCGGUCGCAAGUAUAUCAAUAAAGAGAGGCAUCAGAAAGUGAGCGAGAAAGGCAACAUUGGGGGAGGAGCUUAGAGUGACCCUUCUUGUCUUUGUUUAUGUUCAGUGCCUCGAUUAUUUUCGAAAUCAAUUAACGCCAACGUAGUUCAGCUUGUUUAUAUACGUCAUCUCAGCGAUGUAAAGAAAUAUAAUGCAUUGGAAUACUGUAGUCCGAUACAGAGUUAAUGUCAUAAUAUUCUUAAUACUAUAUUUGUGUUAUACUAUUGUCAAAAACAUCGAAAUGAGCGACUCCUUUUUUCAAUUGUAUUGAGACAUAAUAUAUUGAUUUUUUUGUAGCAUCUUCAAAUAGAAGCAGAUUUUUUCUACCAUUUGGGAUGUCCCUUUAUUAUAAUUGACUUAUUCAUUUUUAUUUUACUCGAUAUUAAAGAUAUCCGUACCUAAAAAAUAUCUUCAAUAUCUUAUGACAUAUCUGGUAGACUUUUCGCAUUUUAAAUUUAAAACUGAUUCUUAAUUAUAAAUACACAAAAAAAUGCAGAAGAAUGAGAUUUCAGCAUAAUUUAAUUUUAUGCUUUCUUGGUGGUGAUUUGUUUGGCCUUGCGUCUUCUUUUUUCUGGCUUUUCUUUCAUAACCCAACAGUUACCCAUUUUUUGAUUAGUUAAAAUUUUGAAUAUGUAUGAAAUUCACCAAUAAGUUAUUUCUUUUUAAAAGUAAAAAUGUUUCUUUCUGUUCCACUACUUGGUGUAACAAUUUGUGCAUUUUUUUUAUAUUUGCUAAAACAACUACUAUGUAUCACUAAUCACAUUUUUUGAUUAAUCUUCGUCAUUAACGUUAUAAGUCAAAAGACAUUUUUAUUUUUACUGGUAUUUAUUCUUCAAUGACAUGAAACAGAUGCAAACGACUUUAACGUGAAACAAGUUUAGACUUGUAGAGCAAUCAUUUGUUGAUAACACCAUGAUUAUUAACUUAAACAUAGUGAAGUAAAUAAGCUAUUUUUAUGAAUAAACAUUUAAGAGUCAACGUUCGGCUAUAGAAGUAAACUCUUAUAAGUAAAAAUACUCUUUUAUUCAUACACGGAAGUAUAAACGCUUAUAAGGAUUUUUCAUGUUUUUAUUCAUCUGACCCAUUGUCUCUCCUACGUAUAUUAAUACUGAUCUUAUGGCUGUUCAUCUUCUUACUCUUCAUUAUGUCCUUUUUUGCGUGCUUGGAUUUUUUCCUAUAUUUUUAUAUUCGUGCCGUGUAGCUGCAACACUUCAUGUAUUAAGAAUUCACUUUACAUUAGGUUUAAAAUAAAAGAAUUCACUUUUAAAAUGGUCUGAAAAGAUACAUCAGUAGAUAUUUUAAACGGUUUCAAUGCUGAACACCAUUUUUAUCUCCAAUCUGUUUGUAAAUCAAAAACCUUUUGAUUUUAUUUGUUAUUUACCAAAAGUGGUUACAAGAAUAACUAUAAUUUAACGUUAAUUAUAAAGCAUUUUUUUCUGUUUGUUGUGUUGCUUCACAACUCUUAUAGUUGUGCUGUAUCCGCACUCAAAACAGAUCGAAACUUCAAAUGCCAAACCAAUAAAAAACGAGCCGAUUUACAAUCUUCCAAUCGAAUCAAAUCAUAGAUUGGACUAUUCCAAUUUCAUGUUGCGGACCAAAAAUAGGCAGAAU
Psylliodes chrysocephalus is the source of this 5212-nucleotide messenger RNA. The record is from the annotation of a GenBank genome assembly. Lineage: Eukaryota; Metazoa; Arthropoda; Insecta; Coleoptera; Chrysomelidae.